This is a messenger RNA of Ceraceosorus guamensis, 3896 nucleotides long. Its product is annotated as cysteine proteinase. The coding region runs from base 366 to 3725 and encodes 1119 amino acids. The transcript is spliced from 8 exons. NCBI's taxonomy places the organism in Eukaryota, Fungi, Basidiomycota, Exobasidiomycetes, Ceraceosorales, Ceraceosoraceae. The record is from RefSeq and is a predicted model, not a curated record. Gene Ontology annotation, biological process: protein deubiquitination. Gene Ontology annotation, molecular function: cysteine-type deubiquitinase activity; zinc ion binding.
CACGACUCUGACUCCUUCUUGCCAGCCCUCACGAUGCUCUACGCUGACGAGUACUGACUGCGCAUCCUCGAAGUACUAUCUGAUCUCUCGCUGUGCUACAGACGCCGAACAGAAACGUUCGUACCUCUCUUUGCCCGACUUGGGGUGGGGUGUCACCAUCGGGUCUUUCACCUUGACAAAAGUGGAGCUCGACUCAGGAAGCUUUGGUGCGACUACCGUGCUCCUAGCUCGACAUUCACCUGCUGCACUGCGAGGAAGUCUGAAAGACCCUCUUUCGCGCUGCGCUCACUUCAUCAUCUUGCCAGGAGCCGGCGACGGACGUCCUUUGCCAAAGUGAACCGCAGAGCAGUGCAUUCCUGAGGCAUAUGAAGCGCUCGAGAUCCCCUUCAACCGAACUCGACUCCAGCAACCAAGGCUUUGCAUCUCGAAGGCUCUCCUUGCGCACCCAUUCGUCACUCAAUUCUUCCAUCAGCGCAGCGAUGGCAAACCUGCCCGCUUGCCCUCACGUCGCGGCGGUCUUGCCUGGUCUAGCACCGCCUCGAGCAGGCCAAGACGUGCACAAGGAUGAAUGCACCUUGUGCUUCGAUGGUUCCCAAGAGGAACAUGGUAUCGAUGUUUGCUUAUCCUGCUUCAAUGGUGGCUGUGUAGGCAAUAAAGAUCGAGAGCAUGCUAGAGCUCACGCUUCCAAAACUUGGCAUCCUAUCGUAUGCAACGUCAAGCGUAGAAGGAAACCAUCGGAGAACCCAAUUCAAGACACUCCUUCGAAAGUUGCCAUUCUGGCGCGGAAAGAGGAGGAUGACUGGACGUAUGAGACCACAGUCAAGUGUAUGGCCUGCGACCAAGUCAACGGCCGGCUGCUCGAGAAAGUCGGCAAGCUGGGUGAAGUAGCAAAUUCAAUCGUGCGCAGCUUGUCCUCCUCUCAGCAGAACGAGGUUCAAGCCUGGGAAGCGAUCAUCGAGCCUUGUCAACACACCAGGGAUCUGCAGCAGCAGGCUGAUGCCACCAAGGUCUCGAAUGAGGGUAAAUGCAGCCGUUGUGACCUUACCGCCAAUCUCUGGCUUUGCUUGACAUGUGGUGCGGUGUCCUGCGGUAGACAACAAUUCGGUGGCUUGGGGGGAAAUGGUCAUGCUAUGCUGCACUUCAAGGAUACGGGCCACCCUGUCUCUGUCAAGCAGGGCACCAUUACCCCAGAAGGAACAGCAGAUAUAUAUUGCUACGCUUGUGACGAUGAGCGCAAGGAUCCCGAUUUGGCCAAACAUCUUCAGCACCUCGGCAUCUCGACCCUAGGACUCGUCAAGACAGAGAAGAGCAUGACUGAGCUCAACUUGGAGCAGAACAUUAACUUUGACUUUAACAUGACUGGCGACGAUGGUAAAGAGCUGCAACCGCUCUUUGGGCCCGGAUUGACUGGCCUGAAAAAUCUGGGCAAUAGCUGCUACAUGGCUUCUGUCUUGCAAGCUGUCUUCGCUUUACCGACGUUCAAGGCUCGAUAUUUCACCGCUUAUCGACCGCACACGACGGCGUGCACCAAUCCUCAACCCGCCAACUGCAUCGAAUGUCAGAUGGGCAAGCUGGCUGACGGACUGCUCUCCGGUCGCUAUGCAGUUCCCUCACCUGAGCAAGCGACGAAAAACCGAGGAAAGGGGGCCGUAUUUCAAGAUGGUAUCAAGCCCAGCAUGCUGAAGAGCCUGAUAGGGCGAGGUCACUCAGAGUUCUCUACAAUGCGACAGCAAGACGCCGAUGAAUUCUUGAAGCACCUUGUCAGCUGUUUGCAGCGCGACACUCGGAGGAUCGCUACAGAUGUUAUCCAGAUCGAGGGCGCACCUUCGGACGACGCUACGCGAAUCUUCAGCUUUGGGCUCCAGUCGAGGCUACAAUGUACUGAGUGCAGGCGGGUGCGAUAUACCGUUGAAGCUCAGGAUGCUGGUCUCAGCCUCCCCGUUCCACUUAGACCCAAAUUCAAGCCACUUGAAAUAUCUGAGGUUGUGGAAUCUGGAAACGAUCAGGUGGUCAAUGAUGUGGUGUUACCGCCAACGCCCAGAGAGGAAGUGACCACCGACAUUCUACCAGAUGGUCCUGAUUCGGACGCUAUGCAAACAGAUGACACCACGCCCGUGCCAACGCCGCCUCGCUCGGAUAUACCAGGUCCGGAAGGAGCGCAGGAGGCAAAAGGCAAAGCACCAGUCGAGGGCCCCCAUGCUGUCAACGAGCUCGAAACUGACUCGUACGCUGCUGCGCAGGAUGAAGCUUCUGACAUGCAGGCACAGUCUCUGGCGGAUGAGCAGUUGGCGAAAAGCUUAGCAGCAGAAGGAACCAAAGACGAUCCAAUCAAUUUGAUCGGCGAAGCAAACAAUGAGGAAGAUGCUGAGAGUCGGGCGAAAGAGGAGGCCGAGUUUCAGAAAGCGAUAGCGGACUCGCUCCAGACUGGCGGAUCCCUCAACCAGAUCGAGUACGAAGAAGUGGAUCUUCAGGAGUGUUUGGACAUCUUCACCGCUCCAGAAGAGCUCGAGUAUCAUUGUCCAGCCUGCGAAAAGCACGUCAUUGCAACCAAGCAGACUUUGUUCACCUCUUUUCCCGACGUGCUCUCGAUCCAGGUGCGGCGCUUCCAGCUCAUCAACUGGGUGCCACAGAAGGUAGACGUGCCUAUCAACGUCCCGCUGGAAGGACUGAAUUUGGACAAGUACUUGGGUACGGGCAAGAGAGACGACGAAGAGGAACUACCUGAGCCAAAAGAUGAUCCGCCGCCCGCCGCUGCCACCAACACGCCACAAGGAUCUGCCCAACCUCCACCGUCUGUGGAUCUUGGCAAGUGGUCGAACUGGAGCGGACCAAAGUUCGAUCAAGGUCUUCUGAGCGAAGGCAUCGAGAUGGGCAUGUCGCCAGGCAGAGCUCAGAACGCCUACUUUGAAGCAUUUAGACAGACCGGGAGAUGGGACGCAUCGGAAGUCGCUAUGGACUGGGCGUUCUCGGCUGAUGAAGAUCCUGCUGUAGACAUCGCACAAGACUUUGACGGGAUUGCGCAGCAGGAGAUUGCAGCGAUAUACGCAGCUGCUGGAGUUGAUCCCUACGCGCCGGCGGACGUCACGUCAAAUGAAUCUGGUGGAGCGUCGGUAGCCGAGAGCGGUACUGCGACGCCGACUGCGGAUUACAGCAUCUUUGAGGAGAUGGGAUUCUCAAAGAACCAAGCUAGGAAAGCUUUGAGAAUUAGCAAUGGAAACGCCGAUGCUGCUGUGGGAUGGCUGUUCGAGAACGGUGGCGAUCCUGGCGAAGAGGAGCAGUCUUCUGCCCCGGCUUACUCUGCGUUCGAUGCGACCACAGCGGGCCCUGAGAGCCGCACAGCAACGGACGUGGAGAUGAUCGAUGGCUCUGCAGAUGGCGUAGCGGGCCCUAGCUCGACGUCGAGUGCACCGCCUCCGGUCGGUGGCUCAGCGGCUCUUCCCGCCAACUUCUCCCUCAAAUGCUUCAUCUCCCACAAAGGGCCAUCUAUACACAGCGGACAUUACGUCGCGCACAUCAGACAUGACGAAGACGCGGCGUCGGGAUCUGCUCUGGGAAACGCCCCAGCCGGGGAAGCUCAAUGGGUUCUGUUCAACGACGAAAAAGUGGUCAAGGCGCCGUUUUCGAGCCAAUCUUCAUCUGGAGCUCAUCUAGAAGUAGGCGUAAAGGGACUUGUGAAACUGGCGUACGUGUACGUUUUUGAGCGUACACCUACGCCUACUACAUGAUGGCAAAUACAUCCUCUCAAAGGCAAUUCAAUAUGUACCCACCGUAGCCUGACAUGCUGCUUGCAAAUCCGAAUUCGUGACGGCUACCCAUUAGGGCGCAGGCAGACACGAUCUGGCUCCCAUGAACUUGACAGCUCAGGACACCAGGGCCGGCUGACACGUAUCGCACCU